Molecule: messenger RNA, 438 nt
Organism: Seminavis robusta
Lineage: Eukaryota; Bacillariophyta; Bacillariophyceae; Naviculales; Naviculaceae
Source: the annotation of a GenBank genome assembly
AUGUUCUCUUCCACCAAGCUCUCGCUCCUGUCCGUGGCAUUUUCGGUGAUUGCCGCUUUGAAUGCAGCAGACGCUUUUGCCCCACAAGCAAGAAUCGAGAACCGUCCAAUGACACAAUUACACGCAGAAAAUCCCACGACGAGUCGUCGUGCUGCUGUUUUCGGUAUUAUGGGAGUCGUUGGGAGCACACUGGUUGGAAAUCCCGAAGAAGCCUCUGCCCGCUACAGUUCUUACGCCCACCGAGAACAAGAUUGGCAAGAACGAUCGUCAGCCGGACAAGUCAAUUUUAAGACAGCAAAAGACCUACGAAAAGAGCUUCAAGAGAUUGCACCAAUGAAUAGCAGCAGGUCAAAGAUAUUUUGUCCGAAUGGUACAAGUGCUGCCGUUUCUCCCUUGGUGAGUUUGGAAGACCAAAAUUUUUUUCGAGAAGCAAUGUAA